Messenger RNA from Oncorhynchus gorbuscha (pink salmon), 6253 nucleotides. RefSeq names its product protein SOGA1-like. Lineage: Eukaryota; Metazoa; Chordata; Actinopteri; Salmoniformes; Salmonidae. The record is from RefSeq and is a predicted model, not a curated record. The coding region runs from base 380 to 5920 and encodes 1846 amino acids. Gene Ontology annotation, biological process: regulation of autophagy. The transcript has 14 exons.
UGCUGAAUUUCCAGACAGCGAUUCGCCACAGACAGAAUCGCUUAAGCUGGGCGGAGAAAAAAACUCGCGAGCACACUUCCACUCUGUUUCUACCACUUCGAACCACUCCGGCGAGAUAGAGUUGCAUAUGUUAGUGAAAUAUGAGUAGAAGAUGUUCCAAAACCUAAACGGAAUUAACCAUAAAACAUCAUUAGGCCUACAGCGUGUUAUGUUAUUGUAGACUCAUUUUCCGUUUCCAUCUCUAUGCGCUGUUAAAUCCGGUUUAAUAGGGAUUGCUGCAGUUUAUUUGUUUGCAGUUGUGAGAUAAAAGCUCGACUUCUUCUGCCUUUUUUGAUAGGGGUUUCAUUUCUGUUUUUCUGUAGUUGUCAAAGCGGAAUGAAUGACAAAGACAAAGGCGGAUGUUAAUUCGCCAACUCACUUUGUCUCGCCGAAGGAAAGGAGACACAGGCACAAAAUGGAAAGCGGGACGGAGAGCGCCGACAGCGGGCAGGCGAAGCCUCAACAACAGCACCAGUUCGAGCAACAGCCCGUAGUGCAGCCCAUUCAAGUCAACGCAAAGAAAAAAAAUAAUCGGGCUCCAUCACCCGCCAGACCCAAGGAUGUGCCUGGAUGGUCCCUCACCAAGAUCCGUGGAGGAAUCGGUACACCAACACUGAGCGUUAAACCAGGAUCCAUACAUUUAGGCAGCCGGGUGUCCAGGCGUAGUCCGGUUAGCGGGAAAGAGACGAAAUCUGAGAAAGGAAAACUGACGGGAAAAUCCACGGUAUCGGUAGCCAGUGCCCAGAAGAGCAGCAGUAAAUCGACGAAAGGUGCUCGGAGGAAGGUGUCCGAUGCGAGCAACGCCUCCGACGACCAGAGCAAAGACUCCGGUUGCGCUGCGGGCAAACGUUCGUCAACGGAUAGCAGUUCCGAGCUCUCGGAUUGUGCCUCGGAGGAGAAUAAACUAUUCACGGACGCUCUGAGUAGUGACACCGAAUCCAACAGCCGAGGCGGGGGUCUUGAUGCCGAUAAACCAAGCAGUGACUGCGGACAUGGGCCACCGGAUAAGGGUAGUCGUGGUGACCGUCACGCCAAGACCCCAGUGGAUAAGAACCGAAUCUCCCUGGGAGUGGAGACCGCAGGGGGGAGCAUAUCUCCCGGGGAUGAACGGUCUCUCACCUCGUUCGACAGCCGGGUGCCUGCCAGCACAUCCCUAGCUUUCUCCGACCUGACGGAAGAGUUCAUGGAUGGCAUGCAUGAAGAAUUUGUCAGAGAAAUCGAGGAACUGAGAUCAGAGAACGAUUACCUAAAAGAUGAGAUGGAGGAGCUGCGCUCUGAGAUGUUGGAGAUGAGGGAUAUGUACAUGGAGGAGGAUGUGUACCAGCUGCAGGAGCUGAGGCAACAGUUUGAGCAGGCCAACAAGACCUGCCGCCUCCUGCAGUACCGCCUCCGCAAGGCCGAGAGACGCAGCCUCCGCGUGGCCCAGACGGGACAGGUAGACGGGGAGCUCAUCCGGACCCUGGAGCAGGACGUCAAGGUGGCUAAAGACGUGUCCAUCCGGCUGCACAACGAGUUGGACUCUGUGGAGAAGAAGAGGGGUCGUCUGGAGCAGGAGAACGAGGAGCUGAGGGUCAGGCUCCAGGACCUAGAGGUGGCCAAGCAGGUCCUGCAGGCUGAGAUGGAGAAGCAACGAGAGAACUCUCUGAAGAAGAGGUGCGGUCGGCCAAACAACAAGCCAGAGAAGAAGCCAUCUGUCCAGCAGGAGGACAACUCUGACCUCAAGUGCCAGCUCCAUUUUGCCAAGGAGGAGUCCGUUCUCAUGUGCAAGAAGCUGACCAAGAUGGCCAAGGACAGCGAGGCCAUGCGGGAGGAGCUGGCCAAGUACCGCUCGGUCUACGGCGAUGUGGACGCCUCACUCACCGUGGAGGAGGUCAACGACUCACCCCACACCCGCGAGGCCGAGGUUAGAGUUCACCUGAAGCUGGUGGAGGAGGAAGCCAACCUGCUGAGCCGGCGCAUCGUGGAACUAGAGGUGGAGAACCGUGGCCUACGGGCCGAGAUGGACGACAUGAAGGGCCAGGAGCUGCCUCCAGGGCUGGGAGGCAUGGGAGGCCCUGGAGGAGGAGGUCUGGAUAACGUGAUGGAGCUCCAGAGGCACCUGCAGUUUGUGGAGGAGGAAGCGGAGCUGCUACGGCGCUCGCUGCUGGAGAUGGAGGAGCAGAACAAGCUGCUGAUGAAUGAGAUCAACCGCUACAAGUCGGAGCUGCCGCUGACGUUGGACCCAAACCAGGAUGAAUGCUCGUCCAUCUCUCUCCUGGAGGAUGGUCAUGGUGGGGGAGCUCUCAUCAGCACCGAGGCCCCCCAUGAGGAGCUGCUGCAGUCCGCCAGGCUCCAGAUCGGGGAGCUGAGCGGCAAAGUGAAGAAGCUCCAGUACGAGAACCGUGUGUUGCUGUCCAACCUGCAACGCUGCGACCUGGCCUCCUACCACAGCUCUUCUAGGCCCGCCCUGGAGACCGACGCUGAGGCAGGGGACUCGGCCGAGUGCCUCCCCAGCCAAGCGUGCCGGGAAGGCCCCAUCGGAGGGGAGAACAAGCCCCUGGAGGAGAAGGAGAAGAAGACGUCCACGGGGGUUCCCAUUCACCUGCACGGUAACGUCCCCCUGGGGCUGAAUGACCAUGAGGCCCUGCUGGCCAUGAGGGACCAGGCCCGCCUCAUCUCUACAGCCAUACAGCUGCUGACCGCUUCUGAUUCCAACUGCCCCUCCCUCUCCCUCUACCGUAAGAUCUCCUCCAACUCCUCCGGGGAGACUGCAGAGCCCUGUGUCCCAGAGAAGAGCCAGCAGUCCCAACCCUCGGAGCUCCAGGACCUGCCCCUGGUGGAGGCUCUGACGGGCAGGCUGCGAGCACUGCACACCCAGCUCCAGGCCUUCGUGAAGCGAGUGGAGAGCCUUGGCAGCGCCCCUCCUGGGAGGGAGCAGGUGGAGGUGGCAUCCCCCCUGCCUCUACUGUCCGAAGCUGGAGACUCCGUGGUGGAUACGCCCUCUGCCUCACACCCCUGCCCUCCAGACGACCAGGCGGGUGAGAUCACUGCAGGGCAGAAGCAGCCCGACUUUAGGGACCAAUCAGAGCGUGAAGUGAAAGGUCAGGAGGAGGAGGAGGGUGACAGCCACAUUGACAACAACAAGAACCAGGUUAAACAGGAGACGGACACAGCCCUGCAGAUCAGUGAGCUGCAGGCCCUUCUGUUGGAGGCGAGGGACAAUGCUUGCAGGACGCAGGAGGAACUUACUGUCGAGAGGCAGGAGGAACGGACUGUGGAGUGGCAGGAGGAACUGACUGUGGAGUGGCAGGAGGAACUGACUGUGGAGAGACAGGAUCACAGAGGCCCCACCCACAGCAGCUCACAGACAUUCACACAGCUGCAGGAGGAGCACCAGAAGGCCCUGACGAGAAGGGACUUCCAGCUGCAGAGUCUGAGUCUGCAGACGCGGCUGCAGCAGAAGUUCUGGAGCCAAGAGAGGAACCUGAUGUUGCAGGAGUCCCAGCAGCUCAAGCAGACCCUGCUGCUGCUCAGCCUCAAGCUGCGUUGCUUCCUCAAACAGUGGCGGCUGGGACGCAAGCUGGACACGGAGGCCAAGGAUGUCCUGGAGGUGAACAGCCUGAAGGACCUGUACCUGCUGUUGGAGGAGGAGAGUCUGGCCGCCCACCCCGAACAGGGAAACAACAAGAUUACCUCUGCAGAGGAGCAGGACCUCUGCCCCACCAUCUCCAAGGAGCUCUGUGUGCUGGAGAAGAGCUACACACAGACGAGCGGCGUGAGCAGCACUCUGGCGGACCUGAAGGGAGCGCUCCAGGAUCUGAGCGGAGAGCUGCGAGAGGAGCGCCAGGGCUCCCAGGAACUGACCCAGCAGUUUGCCCGCGCUAAGGCCUCCUGGGAGGUGGAGAGGACAGAGCUCAACAGCCUCAUUACCCAGCUGGAGAGCAAGGCGGGCUUGGCUGCCCUGGCCGGGGGGGAGAAGGACCUCCAAGGACCGCCCGACCUGAAGGUGGCACUGAAGAGGGAGCGUGAGGAGCACCAGCACCUCCUGGCCGACUCAUAUGCCGCCGUCAUGGACCUGACCAAGCAGCUGCAGAUGGGCGAGAGGAACUGGAACCGUGAGAAGCUGGAGCUCAUAGAGCAUUUCAGUCAGGAGAGGGGCCAGUGGGAGCAGAGGCUACAGUGCAAGAUGUCUCUGCACUACAAAACCACCCCUGAAACAAAAACUGCACUGGACGUUGUUACAAAUGGAACCAAUUUAUCAAGGACCAAGUCCAUGUUGGAGGGUCUGCUGGAGGCCUGUCCUUUCCGUCAGGAGGUCAAUGGUACAGCCAAUGAGGAGGGAGAGAAGGACCGGCCCAGCACCCAGGCCCCUCCCCUUCGAACCCACACAGACCCGGGUGACCUCACCAGGAAGAACUGGAAGUACCUGACCAAUGAGAUGGCUCUGAUGGAGCAGGGUGAUGCCCCCUUCAAGACGUGGGACUGUCCCAGCUCCCCAAGCAGUUUCCUGGACCUGGAGAGCAUCCAGAGGAGCUACACGGCCCCCGACAAGACUGGCAUCCGCAUCUACUACAGCCCCCCUACCAUGCGCCGUAUGGAGAGCCGACUGGCCAAGGAGAAGCAGGACAAACCUCAAGCCCAGCAAGGCCACCUGUCUCUGGCUUUAACUCCAUCAGAUGCUGUGGCCCCGGAGGGCCAACCUCCCUCCUCCUCUGCCUCCUCCUCUUCGUCCUAUGACCAGUGGUUGAGCUCUCUGUCCAAACAGCACAGGGACCUUCUGGAGAACAGCAGCGGUGGCGCGGGGGUGGCGCCAUUCCACGGCCUGGAGAUCUCUGCCAACCUCUCAGACGACAUGAAGGAGAUGACCAACUGCGUGCGCCAGGCUAUCCGCUCCAGCUCUCUUGAGAGGAAUUGCAGCAAGGAUGCGAGCAGCCAGACAGUGGGGGUGUCUAGUCGCUCCACCCAGACGGUCCAGUUUGUGAGCGUGGGGCUGCAGACGGACGGGCUCGGGUCUCGGGGGGUUGGGGGCUUCCACACCAAAUCCUCCUGGUCCCCCCGGCCCUCGUCGUCGCUGGCCUCGGCCCGCUCGCGCCACAUCUCCUCAUCACUGGAUAAGGUGCACAGCCGCAUCGACAGGCCCUGUUGCUCACCCAAGUUCGGCUCCCCCAAGCUACAGCGACGCAUUUCUGCCUCCUCCUCCAAGCUGGACGGAGGAGGAUUGUCCUCAGCUUCAUCCAGAGACCGCAGCCUGUGGAACCUCCACCAGCGGUCCUCGACCUCCAGCGGCUCGGCCUGGGCCCGUUCCACCACCACCAGGGACAGCCCCGUGCUCAGCGGCCUCAACGAUGGCCUGUCCAGCCUGUUCAGCGUGGUGGAACACUCCGGCAGCGUAGAGUCCCUGUGGAAGAGUGAGCCAGGGGCCAGCCCAGCCCGCCAGGCAGCAGGGAAGCCCUCUGGCCCUGGACCAGACACCGGAGCCCAGAAAUAUGGCCCUUUCCAGGAGUUUUUCAGGAACGUGUGUGGCCGGACCGGAACGACCAUGCCCGGGGGAGGGGAGAGGGGGCAGAGGGAGGUGGGGGCCAUGGAUGAGCCCAAGCCUGAGUGCCUCUCCGGGGUUUCGCUGGUGGGGAACGACAGCGUCACCAAGAUCGUCAACAAGAGGUUCAUGAGACAGAUGCCCAGGGAGGAGUUGGGGGCCACUGCUAACGAUCUCACUGCCAGGGACCUGACCUUGAGCUCCAGCAUGGAGGAUGCAGCGUGUGAUUGCAACUCCCAGUCUCUUACAUCCUGCUUGGCCCGGCCCUCCCGCUCAGCCACACGCCAUUCACUGGGCUACUGCAUGCACCGCUCUCAGGAGCCUCCCACGGCCACGGAGGAGAGAGUGGAUGCAGGCAAUGAGUGAUGGAUCAGUGAGAACACACACACACACACACACACACACACACACACACACACACACACACACACACACACACACACACACACACACACACACACACACACACACACACACACACACACACACACACACACACACACACACACACACACAUACUGCCUCACCAACACACUGCCACAUAAGCUACAGUACUGUCACAAAACGUAGACACAAACAUCUUGGCUACACCAACACACUGCUACAUACAUACUGUACAUACACACAAUCACUCACAAACUGCCACACAGAACCACUGUCACACGCACACACACACACACACACACACACACACACACA